GCCCAAGCACUAUAAACUCGUGCGCUGGUAAGGUCUAUAAUCAGGCCGCACCGCACGACGGACAGCCAAGCGUGCCCACCACCACCGCGACCCAUCGACGACGACGUCAACACGCUCUUGGAUGCCCCCACGCAACGAAGAUGCUCGAUUGCGUCCUGCGACACAGCGCUUGAGAUUCUGCAUCUCGGCUGCUGAGCCCGCCGCGGUCACUUUUAGACUCGACCUUUGCCCUCCCGCCGCUUCCGCUGCCUCGGCUAAGGUAUUCAUUGGACUUGGUACAUACACUCGGGUUACUUGCUUCGGCUGAUUGACAGUGGGGGAGGCAUACGAAUUACGGAUAGCUACGCACGCACGCUCCAGAUUGAACCGAGAGCACCGGCCCUCGGCCGCCUUGGAGUUCGGCCAUGGACCACACGUUCGUUCCCGACAUGGCGGCAGCAUCGGCAUCAGCAUCGGCAUCGGCGUCGGCGUCACAGGCCGCUGCCACCUUCACCAACGCGAGUGUUUGGCACAACUUGACAACAUGGACAGCGGCGCAUCUGGGAUAUGCCAUGAACAUGUCGCGCCUGGCGCCUUCUCUUGAGGAUCUUGUCUUAGCUGGGCCGCGCAUGGUCAUGAAGCUGGGCAGGCUGGGCUCCUUCAUGUCCCUCUCCGACGCCGCCGACGGCUUCGGCCAGCGCAUCGCCGCCGAAUCUGCUGACGCCAACAUCUUCGCAACCACCGUAGCAGGCCACCUCGGCACCUUUGCCCAGUCGAUACCCGCGUCCACGCCCACGAUUGCCGCCGACCUCGACCCGACAGCCAUUGGAUCUCGCUUCUCCCUGGAGGGUGCUCGGGGCUUUGGAAGUGUCUUCAGCUACGCCUUCAGCAAGUGGGCUCUGUGCUGCAUCGCCAUGGCGGUUAUCAUAAACCGUACCCACGUCUUUGCCGCCACCCGCCGCAGACUCCGCCUUGGCUGGUCUGUCCGCCUUGCUCUCCGCCUUCCCAUCAUCAUCGUGCUGCUCCUCCAGGCACGGAGGCUGCUGCAGUCGAUGCAGUGCCAGACGUCGCCCGACUUUUCCGAGAUGCGCUGGGGGAACGCCAGCAAGAGCUCAGACUUGAUGUUCUCUCAGCCCAACGGCUUCCUGCACGGCCUGAGCUCGUCGCUGCUAUUCGGCGCGUCUGACCAGGAGUCCUGCGAGUCGGUGCGCAUGGUGCCUUGGGACGACCAGGAACAAUCGGAAUUGCGCGGGUCGCUGUCUCGGCUGUGGCCCCUCUUCUUGUCCUUCUGCUUGAGCCAGUUUAUCGAAGUCGUCUCGUGCACUGUGCAGGGCCGUGCCAUCUCUGCCGAGACUGGCAUGACUCUCUUCGAGCAUUCUCUGGCCUUCGCAGAGGCCGAUGCCGCCGUGGGUAACCAGCUUGGCUGGGGCCUUUUUUCAAACGAGUCCAACGCUCCGUCGUCUACCACGCUGGGAUCGACCAUUGCCGUGACCCGCGCCAUGAUCAUGAGUAGAGUAAACACCCCCCCCGAAGUCCUCAUGGCUGCUUUCCUCUCAACCAUGGGCCACGCGAUCAGCCACGUCCUCGGGCUCCUGAAUCUGCAGUCCCGCUUCCGCCUUCUCAGCACCGGAUUCUGGGGUCUAUGCUUCAUGGGCAGCAUCAUGUGGAGCGCUGCCAACUUCUCAAUUGAAGAUUCGUCGUCACGCGGCUUGUUGCGGUACCCCACUGUCUGCAUCAUCGGCUUCAUCCCACAUAUUCUGGUCUUGACGGGCAUCAUCGGGUGCGGAUUCGUUUACUUUCUUGCCCUUUCCCUUUCAGCGUGUGCUGCCCCCGAGACAGAUGCCGAAGGACGGCGCCUAACUCUCAGGCAACGGUUUGCCCAGGCCCAUAACAACAUGCAGGCAAAUGUGUCGCUGUCAGAUAUCCGCAUCCGGAUGGAUAUGGACUUCUACACUGCCCUGCUGCGGGCCGGCUUUGGUGCCAUCACCAUGGCAAGCGAGGCUGUCUACCUUUGUGAAGACCGUCGGGUGAGUCUGGGAAUGUACACCUGGCUGGAGGAGGAGAGGUUCCGUGAGGUUGAGGAGCUUCGGAUGCAGUGGAUAGGCGGCGGAAUCCCUGGGUCCCGCUUCGACUCGAUCGGCACCAUCGGCCUCGUUCCUAUUAAGGAUGGCCAGGCAAGUGCCGCUAGCGGCUACGCCAGAGAGAAGGCAGCACAAAAGAUACCCAAGAAUGAUGCAGCGGCAAGGAGGGUCCGGGACGGCGUUGGCGCUUCCGAGCGCAGCGGGAGGUGGUUGAUGGCCUUUGAGUAUAUCAUGCACAUCAACAGGCUGCUGCUCACUACCUCAGCACUCGUUACCAUCAGACUUCUCUCUUUCGUAGGGGUCCAGAACCCCCCUCGCUGGCUCCGAUGGCUGUCACGGAGACCAAAGGCGGAGUCUUCCGACAGGAAGGGACAGCGGAGGGAACUUAUUGACCCGGACUCGAUAUUUGUCCCUGGCAGCGUGAUGGCUCUGGCCUCCAUUCAGCGUAUCGAGCAGGUUGAUGUAGAGGCUGAACUCCGUCGAUGCAUGAACCGCGCGAGGGCAGUGGCAGAUGAGCCACCCCACUCUGCUGACGAAGAUGAGAUUGAUUCGAAGCUUUACACUUGGUGGCUCAAGGGCGGCUGGUGGGGGGGGUUGGACUCGAGUGGCGACUAUUCUCCGUCGGACGGCCAGGAUGGCGCUGGUGGUGUGGAUGACGCCGACUUUGACGACACGACCAGCAUCAUCUCCUCGACUGACAACGCAGAGGGCGAACUUGGAUGGGAGUCUGAGUCUGAUGACGAUCUCGGCGACGGACAGCGCACCCCUACCCAGGACGCUCCCAGGACCUUUGUCUCUGAUCUCGCCGACGCCCGCGCCCGCGCCCGCGCCCGCGGCUCCCGCCAGGCAACGCCUGUGGUUGACACGCCCAUGGCCCCGACGGACUUGGCUCGUCUUCUCAACCCUCGCAGCCCAGAAGACCGCGAGGAGGCCCGCACGCUGGCCGCUCAUCUCGCCAGCGACCAGAUAUUGACCCGUUCCCGCUUCCGGCAGAGCCAACAGCGCCAGCGCGCGCAGGUAUUGCUGACGAACCACCAACAAUUCGGCCUCGGCCCAGAAAAGAUGAGUCCCGAUGAGGAGGCCCACCGCCUAGAGCAGAUAUUGCUGUCACGCCGCGCUGCUGGCGUCGCUGCUGGCACAAGAGGCGGCGGUCGACAGUCGACUGCCGGUGGCGCAUCCUGGGCCACCGGUGCCGCUGGUCUCGGCCCUGACGGCCCGCAGUGCGUUGUCUGCCAGAGCGCCGCGCGCACCAUCAUCGUCUGGCCCUGCCGCUGCCUCAGCCUGUGCGACGACUGCCGCGUUUCACUGGCCAUGAACAACUUCGACAAGUGCGUCUGCUGCCGCCGCGAGGUGAUUAGCUUCAGUAGAAUCUACGUGCCUUGACCGGCUGGUUAGUUCAAUACAAGCAGUUUUAUCUAGUUAUUUUCUUUUUUUUCUUUUCUUGUUAAUUUUUUAGUCUUUUUCUCUCAUUUUCCCCGUGCAGUUUCUUGACAUGGCAUGGGCGGAGAUUCUCUCAUGCACAGAGAGAGGGAGACAAGACUUUGCGAGCGCCUGGAUGGGACGGUGUUCCGGUUGGUUGGGUGGUUGUUUUUUUGUCAUUAUUGUAUAAGUUGGGUGGUGUCAUAUGUAUUGUACAUUCGAGGACCACAAAGCAGAGCAGCAUAGCAGAUCAGCGAUGGGUUAGCAUACAUAAAUCGUUUCGGGCACAUUAAAUACAUCGUUUUCUUUCCUGUUC
Molecule: messenger RNA, 3795 nt
Organism: Lasiosphaeria miniovina
Lineage: Eukaryota; Fungi; Ascomycota; Sordariomycetes; Sordariales; Lasiosphaeriaceae
Exons: 1
Coding region: 405-3443 (1012 amino acids)
Biological process (GO): protein ubiquitination; ubiquitin-dependent protein catabolic process
Molecular function (GO): ubiquitin protein ligase activity
Source: RefSeq, a predicted model, not a curated record